AUGACCAAAGAGGCGUCUAACGGCCAGGCGCCGCCUGAUGGCGAAGCGCCGCCAAGCUAUACCACGGCAACGGAAGAUGUUCUAGAUGCCACUGAUCCAUCUCAAAACAUCGAUGUUACGACCGCUUUUGCAAAUCUCUCCCUCUCUUCGGGUCCAUCAACUGGCGGUCCUAAUGUUGACACCACUCUGGCUCACUUGAAGCUUCUCCACGCCAUCGAUACCCUCAAGGAAGAUGUUGGUUAUACAGAUGGCCUCUUUGGCAUCUUCGACAGCCGUGCCACAUGGGACAGCGAGAUCCUUCACGGCGCGGCUCUGCCUCCAGGAGUUCAGCUAGAUAAGCUUGGUGAAGGUGACAAAGAAAAGCUUGCUCUUAGUCGUCUACGCGAAAAGCGAUGGGCCAUCUUUCUUGCACGAGCAGUGGAUAGAUAUGAGGCGUGGUGGCAUGCAAUGGCCCAAACCAAGACCAUGUUGACCGAACAAGAUAUGUCGACACCGGAUAGCCCCAAGUAUGUCGCCUUUUCAACCAGUGGCAAACCACUGGGUUGGACCAGAGACUCGAUCCCACCGUUGGACGUCCUCAUGGUCAUGCAUGCCCACAUGUUAAACCCCAGAGCCUUCCUCGAAGACACUAUGCGCGCCGGCUUGGUCGAAUACUGGACUUCGGGCAUGCCAUGGAAGGCAGUAUCUGAGGGUAUCACCGUUAAUUUUGAGGAAGACCCCAGUGAAGUGGCGAAGAAUAACUGGCUUCGGACGGGGCGUCAAUGGAACAACUCGGCAGAUCCCAUGGUGAAGACCCUCAAAUGCCCGUGGUGCAAGGUGGACAUGCAAGUACCUUGGACCACCUGCGGAGCCGUCGAAGAUGCAGAUUCGUCUAUCCCGAUUGGCAUCCUCGGAAGCGGAUAUGGCGACGGCAACUUCUCACACCAAUGCCCAUCAUGCGACAAAGCCAUCAACAAGGAAAUCCUUUCCCUCUCCAAAUUUGUCCAUGAUACUACCCUUCUUCUUGGCAAAGACGUCCCAAUGCCCGGUACACUGCUCGACAUUUCAUCCGGCCAGCCGACACUUACACCCAACCCCUUGGUCGUUCCAAACUUUACUCGCAUGUUUCCAAAUCGCAUGAUCCGUCACGAGCUGCGCAUCAAGAUCGUAGAGCUUCUCGAUCCAAAAUCGCAAAGCCCCAAAUCCUCCCCGUCAAUGGCCGACGUGCGAGACCUCAUCGAAAAGACCAUCAGAAGCGACGAAGCAGUCCGUCGAAUCGACGGCUCCACGCGCCGCGUAGGACUCCAACUUAUACGCCGCGACGCCAAGAUCACCACCCGCAAGAUGAUGAGCCGCUACUGGGAGAACUUCUCCCCCUUUGCGCUCGAUCUGUGCGGUGCCGUCAUGCGCCAAGGCGUCUUCGUCGAGAAAAUGGUUAAGCUUGACUGGCUGCACAGCCCGUCCGCCAAGGCUACCAUGGGCCGCCUCAUCACAAAGUACAAUCGCUUCAUGCAGAUUAUUAAAAAGAAUCCUUUCAAGAUGGCCGUUCCUACAUUAGAUGUAGAUCUGGCUUGGCAUACCCACCAGCUGAGUCCCCAGGAUUACUACACUUACACCAUAAAGGAGACGUUGAAGUUUAUCGACCACGACGACAAGAUUGAGGAGGGUGAACUAAGCGACGCAUUUGAGUGGACUACCAAGACGUAUCAAGAACUCUUCAAAGAAGUAUACAGCGAGUGCACAUGCUGGUACUGCGAGUCCAUCCGUGUCUCCCAGGGCUCCAAAAUCGGGAAAAUGUUCAACGUCUCCUCCAGCCAAAAGCUCGCCGACACCUUCCACGACUCCGGAACCGCCAAGCUCUGCCCUCCGGACAACUCGGCGCAUAUCUCGGCGCAUAAUUCGGUGCGAACCCUUGAGACCCCCGAGCGCGCAAAGUUCACGGCCUAUAUCCGCGCCCGGCAGAACCGGAGGCUCAACGAGGCCUACCAGAAGGCCGCCAAGCGAGCGGAGAAGAAGGGACGGGCUCUGCCGCCCAGGGAUGAGUAUUACGAUCAUUGGGGAUACAACUACUACAUGUAUGGCCCGUUCAUGUAUCCCAUCUACUUCGCUCCAGGCUUGUACUACGGCUGGGAUCCGUGCUACAUCGCCGCGGGAGAUGGAGCCUGGGCCAACUGCGCCGCGGGAACCUGUGGAAACGGGAAUAUCGCCGCAGGAGGCUGUGGAGGCCCUGGUGGAUGCUCUGUCAAUCCAGGUGCAUGUGCUUCCGGAAUGGCCGGUGGGGGAGCGGCAUGUGGCAUAGGAGGAGGAGGAGGAUGCGCAGGAGGAGGAGGAGGAGGAGGAGGAUGCGGUGGUGGUGGUGGCGGUGGUGGAUGCGGCGGUGGAGGUUGUUAA
This is a messenger RNA of Trichoderma breve, 2370 nucleotides long. Its product is annotated as glycine-rich domain-containing protein-like domain-containing protein. The record is from RefSeq and is a predicted model, not a curated record. The transcript is spliced from 6 exons. Lineage: Eukaryota; Fungi; Ascomycota; Sordariomycetes; Hypocreales; Hypocreaceae. Bases 1 to 2370 code for a protein of 789 amino acids.